This is a messenger RNA of Cyprinodon variegatus (sheepshead minnow), 1758 nucleotides long. RefSeq names its product RNA 2',3'-cyclic phosphate and 5'-OH ligase (gene rtcb). Gene Ontology annotation, cellular component: tRNA-splicing ligase complex; nucleus. Gene Ontology annotation, molecular function: RNA ligase (ATP) activity. NCBI's taxonomy places the organism in Eukaryota, Metazoa, Chordata, Actinopteri, Cyprinodontiformes, Cyprinodontidae. The transcript has 10 exons. The coding region runs from base 221 to 1603 and encodes 460 amino acids. The record is from RefSeq and is a predicted model, not a curated record. Gene Ontology annotation, biological process: tRNA splicing, via endonucleolytic cleavage and ligation.
GCUUCCCUACGACUUUAAAAGAUGGCUACUGCAAAUAGACACUGCAGAAUCAUCUUGAUGGGAAGUUUUUAUUCUUUUAUGGAAAAAAAACAAAAACGUUAUUAUACCUUCAGGUGAGGAACCAGGCCUGGUCUCUUUCUUCAUAUGGCAGAAUUUUCAUCAAAGUGUUUCUACUCAGGUUGAAGGAGUUUUCUACGUGAACGAAUCUCUGGAGAAGUUGAUGUUUGAGGAGCUCAGGAACGCCUGCCGAGGAGGAGGAAUUGGAGGGUUCCUGCCGGCCAUGAAGCAGAUCGGGAACGUUGCAGCUCUGCCUGGCAUCGUUCAUAGGUCCAUCGGACUCCCAGAUGUCCACUCCGGCUACGGAUUCGCCAUCGGAAACAUGGCUGCCUUCGACAUGAACGAUCCGAACGCCGUGGUUUCUCCAGGCGGGGUCGGCUUUGACAUAAACUGCGGCGUCCGUCUCCUGAGGACCAACCUGGAUGAGCGGGACGUCCAGCCGGUGAAAGAGCAGCUAGCCCAGUCCCUGUUCGACCACAUCCCUGUCGGAGUCGGCUCCAAAGGAGUCAUCCCAAUGGGAGCCAAGGAUCUAGAGGAGGCUCUGGAGAUGGGGGUGGACUGGUCCCUGAGGGAGGGCUACGCCUGGGCCGAGGACAAGGAGCACUGCGAGGAAUACGGACGCAUGCUGCAGGCCGAUCCCAACAAGGUGUCCUCCAAGGCCAAGAAGAGAGGCCUGCCACAGCUGGGAACGCUGGGAGCUGGAAACCACUACGCUGAGAUCCAGGUGGUGGACGAGAUCUACAACGAGUACGCCGCCAAGAAGAUGGGCAUCGACCACAAGGGCCAGGUGUGCGUGAUGAUCCACAGCGGCAGCCGGGGCCUCGGACACCAGGUCGCCACAGAUGCUCUGGUUGCCAUGGAGAAGGCCAUGAAGCGUGAUAAGAUCACUGUGAACGACCGGCAGCUGGCGUGCGCUCGGAUCACUUCGCAGGAGGGGCAGGACUACCUGAAGGGGAUGGCCGCCGCAGGGAACUACGCCUGGGUCAACCGCUCCUCCAUGACCUUCCUGACCCGACAGGCCUUCUCCAAAGUCUUCGGCACCACACCAGACGACCUGGACAUGCACGUCAUCUACGAUGUCUCCCACAACAUCGCCAAGGUGGAGGAGCACAUGGUGGACGGGAAGCAGAGGACGCUGCUGGUCCACCGUAAGGGAUCCACGCGGGCGUUCCCCCCUCAUCACCCUCUGAUCCCCGUGGACUACCAGCUCACAGGCCAGCCGGUGCUGAUCGGAGGAACGAUGGGAACCUGCAGCUACGUCCUGACAGGAACCGAACAGGGAAUGACGGAAACCUUCGGCACUACGUGUCACGGAGCGGGCCGCGCUCUCUCUAGAGCAAAAUCCCGCAGGAAUCUGGACUUCCAAGACGUCCUGGACAAACUAGCCGACAUGGGCAUCGCCAUCCGGGUGGCUUCUCCCAAACUGGUCAUGGAGGAGGCUCCGGAAUCCUACAAGAACGUGACAGACGUGGUGAACACGUGUCAUGACGCUGGAAUCAGCAAGAAGGCCAUCAAACUCAGGCCCAUCGCCGUGAUUAAAGGCUGACGGCGGCUCGGCGCCGCCGUCUAGGACAGUUUGCUCUGAACUGGUUCCGUUUCUCUUCAGUUCUUCACAGUUUGAUAAAAGGAUGACGCUAUGAGGCUGGUUCCGCUCUGAGACCGGCUGUUUUUCUUUUGCCAAAUAAAAACGAUCACAUGAGG